This is a messenger RNA of Mollisia scopiformis, 414 nucleotides long. RefSeq lists its product as uncharacterized. The transcript is spliced from 2 exons. The record is from RefSeq and is a predicted model, not a curated record. NCBI's taxonomy places the organism in Eukaryota, Fungi, Ascomycota, Leotiomycetes, Helotiales, Mollisiaceae. Bases 1 to 414 code for a protein of 137 amino acids.
AUGUUCGCCAAACUUCUCCCCCUCCUCGGUCUUUCGACCUUGUCCCAAGCCACCACCGAGAUCGUAUAUCUCGCUAACUGUGCUGGAUGUCCUACCUCCGAGGGCUGCGAGUACUAUCGCAGUACCAUGGAUUACUACCCAGAUGUUACUGAGUCUUUGGAUGGCCAAUAUCCUUCCGCCAUUGCAGGUUUCGACUGGGUCGUGGGCUGGGAGGGAAAUGUCAUGAAGAGGAAUUUCCCGGAUGGGGACACCUUCACCAGUGCGAUCACUACAGAUGCCCAGAGUCUUGCUAAUGGAGCUUAUGCCGGCUUCGGCGAGAACAAGUAUCGUAGCUUCAGUUGCUACAAAGAUAGCCAGAGGGAACUGUAUCAGGAUGGGACCGAUUAUUGCUACUCUAUCUAUUACUGCGAGUAA